This is a messenger RNA of Striga hermonthica, 636 nucleotides long. Lineage: Eukaryota; Viridiplantae; Streptophyta; Magnoliopsida; Lamiales; Orobanchaceae. The record is from the annotation of a GenBank genome assembly.
AUGGGAGCCGUCGAUCUUCAGCUGCCACCUGGCUUCCGAUUCCACCCUACCGACGACGAGCUGGUGAUGCAUUACCUCUGCCGGAAAUGUGCUUCCCUGUCGAUCGCCGUUCCGAUUAUCGCCGAAAUCGACCUCUACAAAUACGACCCAUGGGAGCUUCCUGGCCUGGCGCUGUACGGGGAGAAGGAGUGGUACUUCUUCUCGCCGAGGGACCGGAAGUACCCGAACGGGUCGAGGCCCAACCGGGCAGCGGGCCACGGGUAUUGGAAGGCAACUGGGGCCGAUAAGCCCAUUGGACACCCAAAGCCCGUUGGAAUCAAGAAGGCUCUGGUUUUCUAUUCUGGAAAGGCCCCUAAAGGGGAGAAGACCAACUGGAUCAUGCACGAGUAUCGCCUUGCUGACGUGGACCGCUCGGCCCGCAAGAAGAACAACAGCCUUCGGCUGGACGACUGGGUGCUGUGUCGCAUCUACAACAAGAAGGGGGUGAUCGAGCCGCCGGCGGAGCCGAACGCGAGCAGCCACGACGUGGGGAGCGGGCUGACGUCGGAGGAGGACACGAAGCCCGUCAUCCUGACACCGGUGCCGGAGACGAGGCCGAUGGUGUACGAGGACUUCGUGUACUUCGGUGGGUAUUGA